Gadus chalcogrammus (walleye pollock) is the source of this 1896-nucleotide messenger RNA. It is a transcript of the gene tppp3, whose product is annotated as tubulin polymerization-promoting protein family member 3. The transcript has 4 exons. Gene Ontology annotation, molecular function: tubulin binding. The record is from RefSeq and is a predicted model, not a curated record. Gene Ontology annotation, cellular component: microtubule. NCBI's taxonomy places the organism in Eukaryota, Metazoa, Chordata, Actinopteri, Gadiformes, Gadidae. The coding region runs from base 90 to 626 and encodes 178 amino acids. Gene Ontology annotation, biological process: microtubule polymerization; positive regulation of protein polymerization; microtubule bundle formation.
AGAGAGAGAGAGAGAGAGAGAGAGAGAGAGAGGGGAGUAAAGUGAGGCGACAGUCUAGAGCUCACUAAAUAGCAGCAGAGGACUCAGUUAUGGCAGAGAGCAUGGAUAUCCUGGAACAGCUGUCGGUGACUUUUAAGAAGUUUGCCGUCCACGGAGACCACAAGGCGACGGGCAAGGAGCUGAAUGGGAAGAACUGGGCCAAGCUCUGCAAAGACUGCAACAUCGCAGACGGCAAAACCACCACCAGCACAGAUGUGGACAUUGUCUUCACCAAAGUCAAAGCAAAGUCAUCCCGGGUCAUCACCUACGAGGAGUUCAAAAAGGCCCUGGAGGAACUCGCUCCACGGAGGUUCAAAGGUCAGAGCAAAGAGGAGGCCCUCCAGUCUAUCUACAGGUUGGUCGCCAACAAGGAGCCAGCCAACAUAGGCGUUACGAAAGUGCUGAAGGCCGCUGCCGUGGACAGACUGACGGACUCCUCCCGCUUCACCGGCUCCCAUAAGGAACGCUUCGACUCUAGCGGGAGGGGGAGGGGGAGGGAGGGCCGGGAGGAGCUAGUGGAGAACACAGGCUAUGUGGGAGCCUAUCGGAAUGCUGGAACCUACGAGGAGAAGAUGAAAGACAAGUAGAGCCCCCCCAAUCCAUUCUCUCAUCCUACUGAGUUUUGUUCUUUAUUCAUCACAAAGGAAAGUGUUUUGCUUAUCAUUGUUUUUUUACGUAACGACCCAAACCAGCUGCUAACCAACUGGAAGAUAUAGAACACAGAUUGUAUUAACUUGCAUUCGCCAUGCCUUGAAGUUCAAGGGUUAACUUUGAUAUAUGUGGAAUCUUGAGUGGGUUUUCAUUUGGAUUGGAAACUAAAGUUGGGGCCAUACUGCUAGCCAGCCAAAAGCUACAGUUACACAUAUGUAUUUAUGGGUUUCCGGUUAUAUAUUUGUUAAUUAAGAUGAGCACUCAUCUCAACUGGAAGAUUUAGAAACCCAUUCUAUCCUUGUUUAAUGUCAUGUAUUUUCUAAGUAACCGAACAGGUUUCGAUAAAGGUUGAUCUUGUUUUGAAUACAAGUUUUGACUAGUUAUUAUACACACACGCAGACACAUACUCACAAACACAAUAAUGGAUCAAGUGAACAUUUAAAGGUGCUAUAUGUUACAAAUAUACUGUCCUAAAUCAUAAAAUGCCCCAUGAUGUCAUCAGAGAUUAAUAAACGAUAGGACAACACUAUAGCCAGUAUGUUCUCCUUUGACAUUUCUGUUCCGGGUCGGAAUCUUGUUUGUUUUUGCCUGUGUGUUAUGAAUCACUAUUCUCAAAUUACAUUAGCUGAUGAACACAGAGUAGGACUCGUCUCAAAAUAAUGUUAAGUUCGGAUCGUCUUUCCCAAGUGUUUGUUCAAUGUCCUGAACCUGCCAACUCGCAGGAGCUUUGAGUCUGGGGAUGAGGGUGCGGAGACAACUCUUACAAAUAGUGAGUUUGGACUGCAGUAGCCAAUUUAAAUGCACUGUGUCAAUGUUACAUACUGUACCUUUAAGGUCAACUGAAGCAUUUGUAUUGUUACUGGAGGUUAAAUAAUAUUUCCACUGGUAGUCAGGUUCGAGGUAGUGUAGGAUGUUCGAUGGAGAUAUACAGUUUGAAAUGAGUGCGUGUGUGUGUGUGUGUGUGUGUGUGUGUGUGUGUGUGUGUGUGUGUGUGUGUGUGUGUGUGUGUGUGUGUGUGUGUGUGUGUGUGUGUGUGUGUGUGUGUGUGUGUGUGUGUGUGUGUGUGUGUGUGUGUGUGUGUGUGUGUGUGUGUGUGUGUGUGUGUGUGUGUGUGAAAGAAGGACGCACACCAAAGGUUGAACUUAAAAGCUUUGUUUGUAAAUAUUAAAAAACAUCACCAUGGCAACAACACAAUUCACAUCUGUC